CACCGACACCACCACCGACACCCCACACCCCCCCUUACCCCCACGCGUCAUGUCCCUCUUCAGCGCGUUCAAGAACAAGCCAAAUCAACAGCAAGACGCACCCCAACAAGGCGGAGAGUACUACGCCAAAACGCUCCGCUCAAACGUCGACGCCUUCACCUCGCCCCCGUCCCCCAUGUCCGUGCGCGGCAGCGCCGCUCUCUCGCCGCCGCUGCGCUCGGCGACGGCGUCCCCAAGGCCAAAGUUCCCAGCCGACCAGCUCCGCCCCUUCAUCCGCACUCUCCUCUCCAAGACGCUCGUCAAGGUCUCGUGGGAUAGCCAGGACAGAAGCCGCAUGGCCUUCUACAGCAAGGAGCUGUGCGAGCGCAUCAAGCAGCGCAUGAUCGAGAUCGAGCCAAAGGGGUACAAGUUCAUCGUCACGUCCACCUUCUCUGAAAACCUCGGACAGGCGGGUCGCGCAGACCUGUCGUGUCACUGGGAAGACGCGGAUUGUGCCAUCCAGGAAAUGUACUCGAACGACACCCUCAUGGUCGUCAUCAUCGCCUAUGCGAUCCGCGUCUAAGGCACACGCACGCGCGCCACACGAGUCGCGUCCAACUUACACCCUACCAACUGCACAAACACAAACAAACCUGUACACACACACACAGCACCACACAUUAGCACACACCACACACACACAUGUACUUUAUAAGGGACGAUAGGCUGCAUCGGAGCUCGGGGAUACAAGGAUAGCGCUAUAAUCGGUCUCAACACGGUGGGGGCAGUCGGUAAGGAAGGAUCGAAAGCGAAAAGGAUGUGUCUUCACAGUGCGAAGGGGGCGUCUUUUAGGGGAAAAGCCGGCCGCGAAGCCAGCCGAGCUUGUCCGUGCAAAGAGUCCAGCAUGUGAGGAUGUCGGGGCUGCUGGUGGUGGCAGCGAAUUAUGCUGGGUAGAUGACAACUGUUGUAGGCUUUGUCAAGUGUGAGGAGGAGAGUGGGAGAGGAGAGUGGUGUAGAUGUAGUAGUGGUGCGAGGUUUGCUCUAACGGAGGGGACGGCCGUACGCAGGCUGCUGCUGCAUGGGGAUACCGAGGCCACAGUCGCGGUGCUGCAUGAGGAUCGACGACAGUCGCGCAAUCUCCUCGUCGAGGGUGUGGACAGUCUGCUGGAGACGCUCGUUCUCCAUUGACAACGUCUCGACCUUGUUCUGCAGCUCGCCGAGCCAGGCCUUUUUGCGCUGGCGACACUUGAGAGCAGCCUGGCGGUUGCGCUCGAGGAAAUUGCGGCGCUUGUCUUCCUCGGUCUCGUUGCGGUUGCCCUUCUUGUCGUCCAGACCCUCGUCUUCAGACGACUCGCUAGGCUCGUCCUUGGCCUUCUUGCCCUUCUUGGCCGCACCUCCCUUGCCGGCACCAGACUCCUUGCGCUUCUGGCCAGCAGCCGCUUUCGGUUCCGCGCCGCGCUUGGGAGUGCUCGACUUGGCCUCCUCUUCCCGCUUUGACAACUCUUGGUGAGCCUGGGAGAGGAGGAACAAGCCAUUGGCAGCCUGGCUGGCCGCAUUGGCGUUCUGCUGAGCAAAGUCGGGAUGAGACAUGCCUGGGGCAACGGCGCCGGGGUGCACGGGCUGGUAGAAUGGGGGAGCAAUGCCACCGGCUGGGCGGUUGAGUUCGCUGGCGGCAGUGGUCAAGGCGUUGAGCGCGUUGGGAGGGAUAGUCUCCUGGCCGUUGUGGGCAGGGUUCAGAUGGGACAGGCCGUGGGGACCGCCUUGCUGGCUCUGCAGGUGAGGGGGGAUGGCAGAUGGGGGCUGACGCUCGCUAAACUGGCCGGCUUGGGUACCGUUGUUGGCAGGGGCAGCUCCGUCGGUGGUGUCGACGUUGGUGAUGCUGUUCAAGAAGGCCGCAGUGUUGGGACUGGGCAUAGGCAGGGCACCAAAGUUUGAGUUGAGGAGUGCGUUGUAUCCCGGAGUGAAGCCAGAUCCAGUGCCAGGAGUAAGACCGGUACGGAAAGUGCCCGACUCGAAUGUGUUGCUGUUGUUCUCGCCCGCGGCGGCAGCUGCUUGACUUCCUUGAGCGGGGCCAGCAAGCAUAGCAGGACUCAAAGGUCCUGCACGAAGAGAAUGGCCGGCGAGCCAAGGGAACUGACUGGGGUCGGCCGCGGCGGGGCUCGUUAAAGACGAGAGAGGAGGGAGAGCGUUGUGCUUGACACUAGUGGCGUCGCCACCACGUGGAGGGGUAGUACGUUCGGUGGAAGCUGAACCACGGGAGAAAGAUUGUUCGAAUGGGUUCGGCUCAAGGUCAAACAUUGACCGAUUGGAGGAGUCGUUGGCGGCUCCCGGAGACUUGGCUGUCAGCCUCGUCCUUGUUGCCGUCGCGGUCUUCCUUGGGCUCCUUGACAGUGACAGGAGGUUUAGAUUUUUCCUCAGUCUUCUCGGCCUUGACCGAUGACGAUGAGGGGGCUACUUUAGACGUGGGCCCUGUUGAAGGCAAUACGGAAGGUGGAGGUGCUACUGCUGUCAUUGAUUUGGGGAGUAAUCGGCGAGGGGACGAUGCAGGUGGUUGGGCUGCACAGUCGAUGUAGUGUAUAGCAAGGGAAGGAAACGAGGGUGGGCCCGGGACCUUGGAGGGAGGUGUAGAGCAGGAAGACGAGGCGGCGAAUUCUAUCUAAUGUAUGGUAUACACAAGGACUGGGAUCGAGUCGCUGCAGUGUAGGGAGGGGGGCUGGAUUCAAACCGGAGGGAAAGGGGGGGGGGGGGGGGGG
Messenger RNA from Vanrija pseudolonga, 2732 nucleotides. RefSeq lists its product with no specific name. NCBI's taxonomy places the organism in Eukaryota, Fungi, Basidiomycota, Tremellomycetes, Trichosporonales, Trichosporonaceae. Gene Ontology annotation, biological process: microtubule-based movement. The transcript is spliced from 9 exons. Gene Ontology annotation, cellular component: cytoplasmic dynein complex; cytoplasm. Gene Ontology annotation, molecular function: dynein intermediate chain binding. The record is from RefSeq and is a predicted model, not a curated record. Bases 50 to 562 code for a protein of 170 amino acids.